Molecule: messenger RNA, 272 nt
Organism: Amoebophrya sp. A120
Lineage: Eukaryota; Dinophyceae; Syndiniales; Amoebophryaceae
Source: the annotation of a GenBank genome assembly
UGGAAAUACUAGUAUCACGACCCCUGCUGCCCGCACAGAGGAUGAGGAUGCGAUGAUAGUGAUUCGAGUGACCCGUCGUGACUACGGGAGCUCCCUGUCGGGAAGGAUCGAAGAGGAGACUGUGCACACGUCAAGCGCCAGGCUCCUCGCGGCGCUGGUGGUCGAUGAUAGUGCCACCAGCGGAACAAAAGCACGGAGCCUCCGCAACUGGUGCCAGCUCGCCGACGAGCAAAAGCGUGCUGCUGGAGCAGGACUCCCCGGAGGUCCCGUCA